GUGAGCUAUUUUGAAAGUGACCCUUGUAGAGUUUGCAGCUGUUUAAAUCAUGACUGAAGAUGACGGAUUCGGUUGUCGCGGAAGGGCAAGUAAAGCUGAGAGACGGAAAAAGGUGGAAGAGUAGAUGGUUGGUGCUUCGUAAACCUUCUCCUGUAGCAGACUGUUUGCUGAUGCUGGUGUUUAAAGACAAAUCAGAAAAGAGCAAAGGCCACAAGGAGAGAAACAGCGUGACUUUGGAAGAUAUAUGUGGCUUGGACCCUGGCCUAUCGUUGGAGGGUGUGAAUCACGUUCUCGCAAUCAUCUGUCUCGGACAAACUGUGCUCCUGGCUUUUGAAAACAAGGAAACCAUGUAUGUGUGGGAUAUGAGGACUCGCUACAGCCUCGGCGAAGUUCACAGGUUCCACGUUUCUGUGCUCCCUGGUACUAAGCUGGAAAGUGGACCUGCAACGCUCCAUUUUUGUAACAAUAUCUUUGUGCUGGUGCGCGAUGUUCCUCCCACCAUCAUUGGGCAGUGGAAGCUCUCUGACAUGAGGCGCUAUGGAGCUAUUCCCAAUGGCUUUGUCUUUGAAGGAGGCUCGCGGUGUGGCCUUUGGGCUGGUAUCUUCUGUCUGUCAUGUGCUGAGGGCGAAAGGAUCAGCUUCCUCUUCGACUGCAUCGUCCGAGGGAUCUCACCAACUAAGGGGCCGUUUGGGUUGCGGCCCGUUCUACCAGAUCCCAGUUUGAGCCAAGCGUACACAGAGGAGAGGAUCAGCCAUGAAGCAUUGGAGCUGGAGAAACGCUUGAGUCUUUUGUCACAAACUAGUCGACAGAGCAGUGGAGGGGAUGACCGCAGUCUGUCUAGUUCGACUGAGUCCUCCGACACCAGCCAGUCGGACAGUGCCAGCCUGGGAAGUCGGAUGACCCUGUGGCCGGAGCAACUGCCGGUCAGUGGCCUGCCAGAGGGUCACUCUCUGGGCUUGGCGGCCAAGGGGCUGGGCACAGCUGAGGAGAAACUCUACGCGGAGGUCACCCGUGGGUCAAAGCCCCCUCCCAAGCCGCCCCGGUCGCGCAAGCUGCAGGAGGUGGGCCGCCAGAGUUCCUCCGACAGCGGCAUCGCCACCGCCAGCCACUCCUCCUAUUCCGGAAGCUUCUCCUCCUACGCCGGGAGCCUGGACGUUUGCCAGAGCGAUGAGUUCGGCUCCUUGCUCAGCAUCCCUUCGGCCUGGCCUGCCGAGCGGACCCUGUGCACUUGCGAGACUCCCGGGUCAGAGUAUCAGGUUCCCAGCUCCGUACGCCAUCACUACGACACACCUAGGAGCGUCUUACAGGUGGCUGCGACAAAGGAAGCUGCUUCGAUGAAGGACCAGGCCCGGGCACCUCAGGAGUUGACCGACACGCAGUGGUGCAAGAGCUUUCCUGCUGCCCUGGAAAGUGCCAAGGAUCCGUCUGCCGAUCUGCCCACCGAUAUUGCGCCAAGGUGGACCCAGUUAAAGCCGCAGGGGCUGGAAGCAGAAACCGCUGCAGGAACCAUGGACCCCAGCGAGAUUUUCAGCCCCCUCCACCCAGGAUCAGGGCAGACGCUUUUCACUGCCUGCCUGAUGUGUGGGGGUCUCAAGGGAACAACAGCAUCACUGUCAGGAGAUUCCUCUAUCCUUGCUGCUUCAGGGUCUUGUAUCGAUAAGCUGUACAGUCUGACUGAACCACAAUACAAGCAACUCCAAAGGCUGGCCUGGACCACCAGCCAAACAAAGGUCACGCACCCAGGCCCAAGCUGGCCCAGUAGUGAUGGGGACAUCUACGGUGUGCUGUGGGAGACCACAAGCAAGCGCCUCAGUGACAUGGGGGUCCGGGGGCUCAGCGCCACACGGACGAGAUGGCCUGUUUCCGGUAACAAUCCCAGGGCUGGGGAAAACCUCUUCAGUCGUAGCUAUUCCAUGGACGAUCGACUGAAUAGGGCGCUGGAGCACAAUGUGACGAUGGGUGGGGAGUUUGGAGCUCACAGCAGAAUGUUGUCCUGUGACCAUCUGUCAGGGGGGUGGCUCGGCUACACCAAGGGGCAUAAAAGCAAUGUUGAGGGCACUGCGGCCGUGGAGAGACACGCGUAUGAGAGGAUGACCUCGGCAUGGUAUUCCAAACUGAGUCCAGGAGACACAGUGACCCCAAACCGCAGCCGUGGCCCGAUCUCUGAGCUUCGGCGAAGACUGGAAAACAUAGGCGAUGCUUACGAUGUCAUCAGCACUCCACGAAAGCUAUUGGCCGCGAUGGGGAAGGUGUGGACCUCCCCGGGUGCCGGGAGUACAACCUCCCACUGCCCUGGUGCCCAGGUGAGCAGCCCACCCUUCACAGCACAGCCUUAUGUGCUCGCGCAGGCCCCUCUUCAAGAACUCUGUGCACCAGAGGGCUGCAAACUUCGGGCAGGCCGCUCGAGGAGCAGAACGAAAGAAGUCAGAGGUGGUAAGUCAAGCACCUGGUCUCCUGGGCAACAGCGAACUGAUGCGGAACAGAACGGGAAAGGCCAGCAAUUCUCACGCUGCAGGAGAGGAACAAUGGAGCUCACUACACACCACGGCAGCAGUUUAAAGGCAGAGGGGUGUGAACGCAGUGAAGUGGAUGAAGAUAAGAAGCAAAUUCAAAAAGAGGAGAAGCUGAAGAUCGUGACAGGACAGAUGUACGAGUUCAUGGAAGCUCUCCCAACAGAGAAACCAUCUGAGUUAGAGAAAGGAAGUGGAUAUGAAUACAUGGCCAGCUGUGGGCAACAGAAGCUACAAGCAGAGGGGGAAGGUCCACCAGGGUCUUUGAGAAUUCACCAAGGGCAAGGGGCACACUUGAAUAUUAUGGGUCUUAAACAUAAAAAGGAGAAGGGCUUUCCAGAAGAUGAAACUUCAGGCAGCUUUGACACAAAGAAAUUAUCCGGAGGGGCAUUUGCUUACCUACCGGAGCUCCCUGGAGCUGACAGAUUGCGGCCGAUAGAAGGAGCAACAUACGUCAAUAUCCCAGUGAGCCCAGCUUCAAAGAAGCAGCUCCAUUAUAUGGAACUCGAGCUCCAGGAGCCCAGUCCUACCAUCCGAGGGGCGAGUUCUUCCAAGUAUGCACAGAUUGACAUCACAGCCACAGAGACUGCGCACAAGGUGGGGACUCAACACGCCCAGCACCGGGAGGAACGGCUGCAAGAGUUGGAACAGAAGAGGAAAGGGCCAGCCCCGCAGUGAUCCAGCAAGGCUGCGGGUAACUCUGCAGAACUUUUACAUCUUUGAUUUCUGCAUUUGGGGUUCAAGCGGUUACGCAGGCUCAGUCCAGAACCUUGGAGGACAGGUGACUGAACUGGCAACUUCCACUCUGAAUGCCGCUUCUGAUGCACCAAGACUUUGUUUUUUUUUAUUGUGAACAGAUUCGAAGGGCUAACAGACUUAAGUGUUUUGUGCACAUAUUUUUGUCCACUUUCUCCUUGUCAGGUUGUAAUUAUUGGACCUGCCUUCACUUUUGCAAUCCUCCUUGAAUGUGUUGGCAUCAUGCUUGGGGGUACAUGGGUGCCACUUGCUCUUUGCUACAUUGCCUGUUCUUUAUCGGUGGCACUGGACAUCUGCAAGCUAUCUAUUCCUGAGAAAGAUGUGGGGAGGGGGUCACAGAUGACCUUAGUUCUUUGCUCCCCUGCCUUUCAAUGGACAGCUUGAUCCUUGUAGCAAUCAGUCCUUGUUCCCUAUCAAGUCCUAACUUGGAUGUAGCAAGUCCCAUGAGGGUGCCCUCCCUAGCUCACCACGGAUGAUGAAGUGAGGGAAUCUGAACCAGGCACCUUUAGGUUCUGUGCGCUACUGUGGUUCAUCACAAACUAGGAGAGGAAAAUGAACCACAAUGUUUUUGUUGGCUUUUAAAUAAGUUUCAAGGUUUCAAUAACCAAUACUUCACAAUUAACGAUAGAACUGUUUAAAGACUCUUUUGCUUUUGGAAGUUUGUGUUGAAACCUCUUCCACUGAAGUGCAACUCAGUCUGUCUCUGCCUAAUACCCCAUCUCCGAGUCUGGGUGGGCAGCCCAGGUCUGAGGUUUGCGUCCAAGUGUUUCUGUUGCUGAAAUUUCCUCCUGUGUCCCGUUGAUGCACCAUUUAGGGGUUGGGUCUGGCUGUGAGGACAGCGGUGUUUUUGUCACACCUGCUACUUCAGCAGCUGGGAACACAAUACUCUCAACACGAGUAUCUGUCUCCCAUCUCUGUCAAGCCCUAGUGUGCAAUGAAUUAUGUCUCACUCCCUGCAGUCUACAUUGUUCCUAGAAUUGCUGGUAUAGAUUUCAAUUUUUAAAACAAUUGUUUGGCCCAGCUUCUACUUCCUCAGUCAGUUUAUCCGGUAGCACAGCCAUAAUAUUCACAUCUGCAGUGAUACGGAUGCAACUUGUUGCUUAUGAACCUGUCAUGUGCAUUGUCGUCAGUUACCUGAUCAAAACGCAACCUGAGGGAACAACUCCAAAGUCUUGUAAUUAUUGUUGGCGAUAUCAAUGGAUGGACAGUUAAUGAGUUCACUUGACAUUCCUCUGUCAGCUGGAAAAAGACUAUUUACUCUAGUACAAGAUGAUCGGGCAAAUAUUGUGGAGGUCAGUGUUACUGCCUUCAGCUCCCAUACCAGGAUUCCUUUUCCUUUAGUUAUCUAUUCCUCCCACCUCCCUCUCCAUUGCCUCAGGAUGAACCAGGCAGCUCACAAACGUGGAUUCCAGAGCUGAGCAUCCGUCUCCACGUCCUCUCCUUCAGCCGUAUCCUGGAUCUUUAGCUCUUUUUAUCUCUGCCCUGCCUCAGCUGAAAACCUAAGUCAUAUUUCCUUACUUCUAAACUCAACAAUUCCAGUGCUGAUCUGGUCAGCUGCUUUUCACUCUCAGAUAGCUUGAGCUCUAACCAAAAUUCUGUUCCUCUUAUCCUAAUGCACACCCAAUUCAAACAUUGCUCAUGUCACUGGCUCCUGGUCCACCAGUACCUCACAUUUAAAAUUCUGACUUGUUUUCAAAUCUAUCCCCAUCUCAAACCUGUCCCUGUUUCAGCGACCUCCUGCUGGUCCAUAAUCCUCUCAGAACUCUUGAGCUCCUCUAAUUCAGGUCUCUAUUACAUUGCUAGUUUCAUUUACCUCACUGUUAACAGCCCGACCUUUAGCAGCUGAGGCCCCAAGCACUGACAUUACCUCCCUAACCAUCUCCAGCUGUUUAUAACUUGCAUCUUUGUCCAAGCUUUGGCCACUUGCUGUUACAGAUCCUAUUGUCUCUUUUGUGUAAGAUAUGUAUUCGGCCAUGAUUCUUUUGCCAGUUUGUUUUCUUUUGCAGGGUGUAGCCGUUUCUGGCUAUGCCGGCAUCUGUUGCCCACUGGAUGCUAAAGGGAUGCUCUUUUUUUAGAACUGGGCAGUAGGUAGACUCAUUGCCCAUAAGUAGGGAAUUCUAAGAUAGUUAACACAGUAGUUCUGGUUGGGUAGAGAUUGCAAGGUAACAGCAGGCCACUGAUUAGCCUAGAUGAUUUAAUUUUGCGUGAGGUUUUCAACCUGGGAGAUUGAGACUAUAUCUUAUCAUUUUUGAUUCCAGGUCGCUGACGUCUGAGGUCUACCACUUGGCCAGUUUCCACUCUGUCCAUGUCUUGUAGUUGGUAAAUGACAUUGCUGCUGUUAUUCAGUACUUGGGGGAUUCAAGUGUUCUUCUGUCUCUGUAAUUGGGGUCUGUUCAAGUUUCUUUUUCAUUUGGGAAGGUCGUGAUCUCCUUUAGGACUUUAAGUUGAUGUAGUCCUACGGCAGUGCCUGAGUUAUUUCCCUUAUGAAAUUGAAAGGAUGCAUGAAUCACUGUGUCUCUUGAUGCCUUGGGUGCUUCCUGUUUAUAAUUGCGGCUGAGAUUUGAAUCGUAAAUUUUAGCCUACCCAGUUCUCUGCCUUUACUCCAGGUGUAGAUCAUCCCAUCACUGGUUUGUGGCAGGAGGUGCAGAAACUGUUUAGAUUUUCAAGUCUAAUUUCUGAAGGGUGUUUUGUGAUGGUUCAAGAGGAUAGGUGGUAAUACAGUCUUGGGAUAACAUAUGUUUUGAGGAUUUUAACAUUUUGAGAAUUUUAAUCUUUGGACAGAGAAUAACGAUUUCUAGGGCAGAGAUCCAGGUCUUAAAUCUCUGCCUCCCACUCUCCUUUAGUGACCCCUGUCCAUGGAUCGAGUCAGGUACCCAGGUUUCUCUUGGGGGAACGUAAGCGACGAUGUGUGUAGUCAGUGUCUAGUUUCUCUCGUGGUUGUAAACAAAGGUCUUCCCUUUGUAGGUAAAGUGGAGACCUUUAGUCUUCAAGAUGUUGAUCUGUGAGUCCUGUAUUAUUGCUGUAUGACUGGACUAUCUUCAGGUUUCGGGUCAUUCUGACGUCAUCCAAAAGUGCAAAGACACUUGCAAAGGCCAAAACGGAGCCGUUGACCUUUUCCUCCAUUUAAUGUCACACGUAGUCUUGAAUAGGCUGCUUUGAGAGUGUGCAACAGCGGAUCCAAAUCAUUGUUGCAGAGAAUUGUCACCUUGCUUGGCUCCUCUCUCUAUUUUAACAGGGAUAAUGGGAACUGCAGAUGCUGGAGAAUCCGA
Stegostoma tigrinum is the source of this 6535-nucleotide messenger RNA. It is a transcript of the gene dok7b, whose product is annotated as docking protein 7b. Gene Ontology annotation, molecular function: protein kinase binding. The coding region runs from base 60 to 3188 and encodes 1042 amino acids. Gene Ontology annotation, biological process: positive regulation of protein tyrosine kinase activity; neuromuscular junction development. The record is from RefSeq and is a predicted model, not a curated record. NCBI's taxonomy places the organism in Eukaryota, Metazoa, Chordata, Chondrichthyes, Orectolobiformes, Stegostomatidae. The transcript has 15 exons.